This is a messenger RNA of Chaetomium strumarium, 3460 nucleotides long. RefSeq lists its product as uncharacterized. The transcript has 2 exons. The coding region runs from base 321 to 3380 and encodes 1019 amino acids. Gene Ontology annotation, cellular component: EMC complex. Lineage: Eukaryota; Fungi; Ascomycota; Sordariomycetes; Sordariales; Chaetomiaceae. Gene Ontology annotation, biological process: protein folding in endoplasmic reticulum. The record is from RefSeq and is a predicted model, not a curated record.
AGCAGGCUUGAUUCAACGUCACACCUUUUGGAGAAGCUCCAUUCCGCGGCUUAGUGAGCUUCGGAGCUCCAGCUUCUCCAGUAGGAUUCUCGACCACCACAGGCAAGUUUCGCAGCUGGACGUUGAGCAUCACCUCCAAUUUGAUACGGUAAUGGAGCACGGCCCACCAACGCGAUAACGGUCCCAAGAGAGAAAAAAACACAAGAAGCCGGCCAGUUAAAGAUACAACCCAGCAGCGCGGGUUGCCCGCCACUACUGGACCUCUCACUUUCGCGUCCCCCUUUUGAAAACCAUCCCUAAAAGGACGACGAGAAGUGAAGAUGCGAACCCCCCUUUCACCAUCCCUCCUCCUAACCACCCUCCUCCCGCUCGCCGCCUUCCCGCACACCGCCCACGCCGUCUUCCGCGACGAGGUCAACCACAUCGACUACCACCACCUGCUCAUUGGCCUGCCGCAGCGCGAGACCACCUUCUUCCACCGCCCGCGGCCCGACGACCGCGCAAGCCUGCUGUACACACUAAGCGAUGUCGGCGUGGUCGGUGCGGUCAACCCCGGGAACGGGGAGGUCUUGUGGCGGCAGUACCUGAUGAGGGACUCGGUCCUCUCCUCGACCUCGACGACGCACAGUCGCCGGGGGGGUGAUGAGGGUGGUACUGCUACUAGUAAUAGUAACAACAAGAAGGAAGGGGGGGUGAGUGCUGGCUUCCUGAGAGCAGGCGAGGACGAAGGGUGGGUUGUCAGCGGGUAUGGCGCGGCCGUGCACGCGUGGGAUGCCAUCAGCGGGCGGAGUCGGUUCUGGGUGGAGCUGGCCGGCCCGGUCAGGGAUCUGGAGGUCAUGGAGAUGACGGAGAGCGGGCCCGGCAGGAAGGAUGUGCUGGUGCUGUUCGAGGAGGAGGAGGGCGCGGAGGAGCUGGGCGGGGAGCGCGGCGCGACGGUGCUCAAGAGGCUGAGCGCCGAGGACGGCAGCGUCGUGUGGGAGCAUCGCGAGGUCACGCGCGACGUGCCGCUGCAGGUCAGCACCAACGUGGAGAAGGUGUUUGUCGUGUCGCUCAAGGGCGCACCCGGCGCGUAUAACCUGAAGGUGUCGGUGCUGGAUACGUUGACGGGCAGGAAGCUGGACGAGAUGGUGAUCGGGGCCAAGGCGGAUGUGCACGGCAGGGAGGACGUCAUGUUUGUCGGGGCGAACUCGGCCGCGCCGAUUGUGGCCUGGACGGAUGACGCCCGGAAGACGCUCAUGGUGAACGUGCUGGGGACCAAGACCCGGCAGGAAUUCCCGCUGUCGGAGGGGACUGUCGCGGUUGAGAUCCACGCGCCGCAUCUAGUGCAGUCGCGGCCUCACUUCCUGGUGCACAGCAGAACGUCGACUGCGCACCGAGGCGAAGUGUUCCAUAUCGACCUCAAGACCAACACGAUCUCCAAGGCGUAUACGCUGCCAAUGCUUCCCGGACCUGGCGCUUUCUCGACCAGCUCGAACGGCGCCAAUGUCUACUUUACCCGCAUCACCGAGGACGAAGUGAUCCUGCUGUCAUCGCAGUCCCAUGGUGCGCUAGGGCACUGGCCCCUGAAGGGCGCUGAUAUGGGAACGGCUGCGCUGCACGGUGUUUCCGAAGUCAUCAAGAAGGCCGGCGAGGGGGAGAGCUAUGCGGUCAGGGCUGCAGCCGUGACAGAUGCGGACGACUGGGUGCUGAUCCGCAACGGCGAGAUUGCCUGGACCCGUCCCGAGGGCAUGAGUGGAGGCGUUGCUGCCACCUUUGCUGAGAUUCCCGAGAGCGAGGAUUUGGCGAGGACGCUCGAGCAGGAGGCGCAUAGCAAUCCCCUCCACGCCUACGUCCACCGGGUCAAGCGCCAUAUCAACGACCUCCGAUAUCUCCCGGCCUGGCUCGAGGGGGUUCCGUCAAGGCUGAGGAGCGGUAUUCUCGGGACCGAAGUGUCAUCUGGCAAGUUGGUGCGGGAUACUUUCGGCUUCCACAAGCUGGUCAUUCUGGCCACCAAGCGCGGGAUGCUGUACGGCCUCGAUGUCGGCAACCACGGCACAAUGGUGUGGAGCAAGAGGGCGUUUAGGAUUCCAAAAGACAGCAGCUGGGAUGUCAAGGGGAUCCACGUGCACGACUCGACAGGGCACGUCACGAUUCUCGGCUCCAACAACGACUUUGUGGUCCUGAAAGCAGACACUGGCGACGUCGUCGAGGCCAAGGGCCCGAGUCCGGAAGCCACCACACAGGGCACCGCUCUUAUUGACACCUACUCGGGGCAACAAAAGCUCCUGCGAAUUGGUCGCGGUGGAAAGAUCGGUGAGCUCCCCGUGCAUGUAGCGCCCCGGACGACGGUUGUCACGCGAGGUACGGCGGGCGAGCUGAAGGGAGUUGUCUUCGUCCCCAACGGCACGAGCUCGUUCGAGUCCACUUCCUGGACCUUCCACCCGCCUCAGGGGCAGAGGAUUGUCGACAUCGCGAGCCGAUCACCCCACGACCCUGUUGCCUCCAUCGGCCGGGUCCUCGGCGAUCGCAGGGUCAAGUACAAGUACCUCAACCCGAACACCCUCGUGGUCGCGGCUGUCAACGACGCCUCCCGCACCCUCACCGUCUACCUCCUCGACACCGUUUCCGGCCAGAUCCUGACUUCAUCCAAAUACGACGGCGUCGACCUCGCCAAGCCCAUCGAGUGCGCCAUGGCCGAGAAUUGGUUUGUCUGCACCUUUUUCGGCCAGUAUUCCGUGCGCGACAACACGGCCCAAACCAUCAAAGGCUACCAGAUGGUCGUCUCGGACCUCUACGAGAGCCACGAGCCCAACAAUCGCGGCCCGCUCGGCGACGCCCCUACAUUCUCGUCGUUCGAUCCCAUCGACAUCCCCACGGGAGCCGUCGCCCGACCCGCGGUGGUGUCGCAGUCCUACGUCCUCAGCGGCCCCGUCUCGGCCUUGCAAGUCACCCAGACCAGACAAGGCAUCACCUCGCGCCAGGUCCUGGCCUACCUGCCCGAGUCGCACGGCAUCGUCGGCAUCCCGCGCGCCCUUCUCGAGCCGCGCCGCCCCGUCGGACGCGACCCAACCCCCGCCGAGGCCGAGGAGGGUCUGAUGAAGUACCACCCGGCCAUCGAGAUCGACCCCAAGAGCGUGAUCACCCACGAGCGGGACGUGCUCGGCGUUAAGCAGAUCGUCACCGCACCCGCCGUCGUCGAGAGCACCAGCCUCGUGUUUGCAUACGGCAUCGAUGUGUUCGGGACGAGGGUUGCGCCAAGCUUCCUGUUUGAUAUCCUUGGUAAAGGGUUCAAUAAGCUGUCGCUGGUGGGGACGGUGGCGGCGCUUGCGUUGGGAGUUGUUGCACUCGCUCCGAUGGUGAGGAGAAAACAGAUCAAUAUGAGGUGGCGGGCGCCGUUGUAGACGAGACGUAUGUUAUGUGUAGAUUGUGGGAAAGCAUAUAGAAUGUAUCAGGGCAAUACCGAGUUCCUGUUGAUGAUCUG